AUGUUCACCUCGAGGGCUGCUAUUCGGUCUGGCUGGUGGAGGACAGCACGGCUUCCCCGUGUUCGUGGUUUGCAUGACCUUCAUAAACACCCUCAGAGCAAGUUUUUGAAGGUAUCAGAAGAGGUCCAAGAUGCUGUCGCGACAGGGAAGCCGGUCGUUGCCCUUGAGACGACCAUCUAUACUCAUGGUUUCCCAUACCCUGACAACAUAGCACUGGCGUCGCUGUUGGAAUCAGUUGUUCGAGUGAACGGCGGUGUUCCUGCGACCAUCGGCGUACUCGGAGGUAUUGCGCGAGUUGGUAUGAGUGCAGAUGAGAUUAUAGAGCUGGCCUCUACUGCGGAAAAUAAGUCCGCAUUGAAGGUUUCCCGCCGAGAUUUGGGCUAUAUUUGCGGCAUGGGCCUGGCUGGAAAACGUAUCCAUGGUGGAACUACGAUCUCUGGCACGAUGAUACUUUCGGAACUUGCAGGGAUCAAGAUUUUUGGAACCGGUGGUCUUGGUGGCGUCCACCGUGGUGGAGAGAACUCGAUGGACAUUUCCGCCGAUCUGACAGAGCUGGGCCGAACCCCGGUGACGGUCAUUAGCUCCGGAUGCAAGAGCUUCCUAGAUAUCCCUAGGACACUCGAGUACCUCGAGACAGAAGGUGUCUGCGUUGGUACCUUUGCCGAUGGACGUGAGGGAUCCGUCGACUUCCCUGCAUUCUUCACGCGAGACAGUGGCUUCCGCAGCCCACGGACUAUCCAGAAUGAGGCCGAAGCCGCCGCCAUCGUCUAUGCGCAAUCUAAACUUCCUGUCUUGUCUGGCAUUCACUUCGCCAACCCUGUGCCUCGAGACGCGUCAGUCUCCAAGCCCGAGAUGGAUCGUGUCAUUGAAGAGGCUGUCCGUCUCGCUGACGUAGAAGGCUACCAUGGCAGUGAUAAUACCCCAUAUGUUCUAGCUAAAAUCAAGGAACUGAGCGGCGGGAAGAGUGUGAUUGCCAACCGGGCUCUCAUUGAAAGCAAUGUCCAGCGCGCUACACGAGUCGCCGUGGAGCUUGCUAAGCUCGAGGAUCAGGACCGAGGAUCUGCGGCUCGACACAUGCCUGCAAUCCUGAAUGUUCCACUACCAGAACAAGAUACCCCUAAGCCCCAACAGACAACUAAGCCUGCAACCUCCUCCACAGCUCCUCAGCAGGUCGAAAAAGUGGAUGUCAUGGUUGCUGGCUCCCUCGCCAUCGAUCUAUCCUGUGAUUACACACCAUUCGGCAAUGAACAAACCCAGAUUGCACCCGUGCCACACACAUCCAACCCAGCUGUCAUCGGCCAAAGCCUCGGAGGCGUUGGCCACAACGUCGCCGUCGCAGCAAACUACGUCGGCAGCAACGUCCUCUUCUGCAGCGUCGUAGCCGACGACCUAAGUGGCCGCGCAGCACUGGCAUCCCUUGACAAAGAAGGCCUCAGCACCGCAGGCGUGCAAGUCCUCCCUUCAACACCAGGAACCCGUACCGCCCAAUACGUUGCCAUCAACGACGCCAAGAAAGACCUCCUCGUCGCAAUGGCCGAUAUGGGCAUCGUCGAGCUCCCCGAACAUCAUCUCGAUUUUGACCGAUUCUGGGAACCCCUACUCGAACGCACCAAGCCCGCCUGGGUCGUCGUUGACGCAAACUGGCACCCGGAGGUCUUGAAGAAAUGGAGCACUAUCGCUCGCAAGCACGGCUCCCGUGUAGCCUUCGAGCCCGUUUCAACCGCAAAAUCCCGCCGCCUCUUCGGCCGCGAUGCUACAGGGGUGGGCGCGGCUAUCAGCAGCGACCAAACAGUCCCCAACCACGCCAUCAGCCUCGCCUGUCCGAACCGCCUCGAGCUUACUUCCAUGUACGCCGCCGCGCGUGAGACAGAUCUCUUCGAGUCCCAGGGUUGGUGGGCCAUCAUCGACGCAAUGAAUCUAUCCCCAACAGGCUCGCGCGAGCGUCUCGUUUACGUGACAUCUGCUGCGCUCGUCGACGAGGGUAUUCCUCAGCAAUCAAUUCAGCUCCUUCCUUUCAUCCCCUGCAUUAUAACGAAACUCGGUGGAGCCGGUGCUCUCUUGACCCAGCUCUUACCUCCCGGUGAUCCCCGCCUCACGGACCCGGAAUAUGCGCCGUAUAUCAUCGCCCGCGCGCCUGCGUCUGAUGCGCCUUUCGGUGGAGUUUAUAUGCGUUUAUUCCCUCCGGCCGCUAAGUUGACUCCCGAGGAUGUGGUUAGCGUUAAUGGUGCUGGUGAUACCCUGCUCGGUGUUGUCGUGGCUGGGCUGGCGCGAAAAGGUGAUACUGCGCGUGUUGAGGAUGUUCUUCCUGUUGCGCAGGAGGCGAGUCGGAGGACUUUGACUAGUCCUGGUGGUGUCAGUCAGGAUUUGGUUGGCCUAAGGGGUACAGCUGGGCUUUAG
Molecule: messenger RNA, 2397 nt
Organism: Penicillium cinerascens
Lineage: Eukaryota; Fungi; Ascomycota; Eurotiomycetes; Eurotiales; Aspergillaceae
Product: pseudouridine-5'-phosphate glycosidase/carbohydrate kinase family protein
Exons: 7
Coding region: 1-2397 (798 amino acids)
Molecular function (GO): pseudouridylate synthase activity
Source: RefSeq, a predicted model, not a curated record